Molecule: messenger RNA, 576 nt
Organism: Rhinocladiella mackenziei CBS 650.93
Lineage: Eukaryota; Fungi; Ascomycota; Eurotiomycetes; Chaetothyriales; Herpotrichiellaceae
Exons: 2
Coding region: 1-576 (191 amino acids)
Cellular component (GO): membrane; cytoplasm
Source: RefSeq, a predicted model, not a curated record
AUGUCUUCUCGUCUACCGACUGUCACGGCGCAGGCUGCCGCCAUUUCAGCACUCUCCAACGCUCUCGCCCAGGGACUGACUGCCUAUCGAGAACAAGCCCUUUCUUCUAUCGAUCCCGUUGCCUUCUUCCAUUUCAUUAUUCUCGCCGUCAUAACCACUCCCCCCAAUUACCAAUGGCAAUUGGUGUUGGAAGAGACCUUCCCGAGUAAUGCCAAGAAAGAUACUCAGGCUGUCAAGAAGAAGGACGACGAUGUGGCGGUCAAUGACAAGGAUGAUGAGAAGGAGACUUUGUCUCUUGCGAACACGAUCGCAAAACUCUUGCUCGAUCAAAGCAUUGGCGCAUCGCUGAAUACCAUCUUCUUCAUCGUCAUGAUCAAUCUUUUGAGGGGUGCUACUUGGAGUCAGGCUUUGACAGCUGUGCAAAGAGAUUUCUUUCCCAUGCUCAUCGCUGGAUAUAAGUUUUGGCCAUUCGUCACAUUGCUCAAUCUCGUCAUCGUUCCAUUCGAAUACCGAAUGCUCGUUGGGAGCUUGGCUGGCUUAAUUUGGGGUGUCAUUGUUAGUUUGAUGGAGUUUUGA